GUAAUAUUCGCGCAUGCGUGAACAGAUCGAGUCUUCCGGCACCGAUCGGGUAGCGACGCCGACUGACCGACAGCAGGCUAGUUUGUGAACAAUGUUCCUGUCAAAAUGGGGCAGACCAUGUGUAUCUGCUCCCGCGGCUCCAUCACCAUCGAUAGCAAAAGAUAUUACUUCUUGCAGAAACUUGACGAGGGUGGUUUCAGCUACGUGGACCUGGUGGAGGGGGUGAAAGACGGGCGCUUCUACGCCCUGAAGAGGAUCCUGUGUCACGACCGAGAAGGUCGCCAGGAGGCCCAGACGGAGGUGGAGAUGCACCACAUGUUCAACCAUCCCAACAUCCUCAGCCUGGUGGCGCACACCUUUGUGGAGCGCAAUGGGAAGAGCGAAGCCUGGUUACUGUUGCCCUACAUACCAAAGGGCAGCCUGUGGUCCAUUCUGGAGAAGCUCCGAGAGAAGGGGAGCUCCAUGCCCGAACAACAGAUUCUCAAAAUACUGCGUGGGAUGUGUUCAGGACUCAAGGCCAUUCAUGACAAAGGUUAUGCACACAGAGAUCUUAAACCCACCAACGUGCUCCUGAACGAGGACGACAGUCCAGUCCUGAUGGACUUUGGCUCCAUGAACAAGGCACGCAUUGAGGUCCGAGGGUCCAGAGAAGCCAUGACGUUACAGGACUGGGCUGCUCAGCGCUGCACCAUUUCUUACCGUGCUCCUGAGCUCUUCAACGUCCAGAGCUACUGUGUCAUCGAUGAGCGAACAGACAUCUGGUCUCUGGGCUGUGUGUUGUACUCCAUGAUGGUGCUGGAGGGGCCCUAUGACCUCAUCUUCCAGAGAGGGGACAGUGUGGCCCUGGCAGUGCAGAACCCAGUCGUCCUCCCACAGCCGUGCAGCUACUCAGACGGACUUCAGCUGCUGCUGAGCUCCAUCAUGACAUCAAAUCAUGAAGAAAGGCCGAACGUCAGCUGGGUUCUGGAGCAGGUACAGGACUUGCACACUUGUGGCCCCAACACUCAAACCAACAUGGUCUGAGCGGGACCUUGAGCAGGCGAAUGGAAGAUGACAAAUCCAAAUCUAUUAUUUAUUGACCAGUGGUCAACUUGGUCUAUGAUUGACGGCUUCACACUCAACUUGUGAUCCAGACCUUCUCAAAAGGUUUUAUUCAUUAGAACAUCACUUCACCGCUUUCGCUUCAAAUGACAUUCCUUAUGUUUUUUUAAAUAUUCUUACGUGCCUUUUUGUUACAUGAGAUGAUGAAUUAUACGUUAGAGCAGAGGUGUCCACACUUUUCAUGUUUUGUAUUUUCACAACCAAUACAAUAUAUCGUUUUUGUUUUUAUUUGACCUUUAGAGCUCCCCUCAACUUUAAUUCCAGGGACCUGCAAAGGUCUCAAAUUAAAAAAAAAGUUAAAAAUAAGUCAUUUAUUUAAAAAAUACAACGUUUAAAUUUCAAGAUCAACUUCAGAUUUAUCUGUCGAUAUAAAGUAGUUUUUUGUUUUUUUGAUCUUUUGUGCCCUUUUUGUUAAGGAAAACCUUGUUUUUUUUAAUGGCAAAAACACAAAAUAUGCAACAUUUUCCACCAAAAAAUAAUUAAAGGUGAAUAUUUGAUGUGAAGUAAUUGGAGUCUUUCAUAACAACAGUCAUUUUGAUUCAUUAUUAUUUUUUGAGCAAUGACAGUUAGAAAAAAAUAACCACUAAAAUUCCCAGGGUUCCAAAAGUGUUUAAAAUAAGUUGUAUAUUAUUUAAAAUUUUUGUUUAUUUUCAACCCUUAAUGGGAAAGUGCACAUGUUAAUUUUUUUUUUUAAAUAACUUAUAUAUUUAAAAAAUUCAAUGUUUAAAUUACAAGAUCAACUUCAGAUCUAUCUGUCGAUAUAAAGUUUAUUUAAUUUUUUUUGUGUUUUGUGCCCUUUUUGUUAAAGAAAACCUUGUUUUUUUUAAUGGCAAAAACACAAAAUAUGCAACAUUUUCCACCAAAAAAUAAUUUAAGGUGAAUAUUUGAUGUGAAGUAAUUGGAGUCUUUCAUAACAACAGUCAUUUUAAUUCAUUAUUAUUUUUUGCGCAAUGACAGUUAAAAAAAAAAAAAACCCACUAAAAUUCCCAGGGUUCAAAAAGUGUUUAAAAUAAGUCGUAUAUUAUUUAAAAUUUCUGUUUAUUUUCAACCCUUAAUGGGAAAGUGCACGUUAAAAUUGUUUUUAAAAAUAAGUCAUUUAUUUUAAAAAUUCAACGUUUGAAUUUCAAGAUCAACUUCAGAUUUAUCUGUCGAUAUAAAGUUGUUUUUUGUUUUUUUGAUCUUUUGUGCCCUUUUUGUUAAGGAAAACCUUGGUUUUUUUAAUGGCAAAAACACAAAAUAUGCAACAUUUUCCACCAAAAAAUAAUUAAAGGUGAAUAUUUGAUGUGAAGUAAUUGGAGUCUUUCAUAACAACAGUCAUUUUGAUUCAUUAUUAUUUUUUAAGCAAUGACAGUUAGAAAAAAAUGACCACUAAAAUUCCCAGGGUUCCAAAAGUGUUUAAAAUAAGUCGUAUAUUAUUUAAAAUUUUUGUUUAUUUUCAACCCUUAAUGGGAAAGUGCACAUGUUAAUUUUUUUUUUUUUUAAAUAACUUAUAUAUUUAAAAAAUUCAACAAUUAAAUUUCAAGAUCAACUUCAGAUCUAUCUGUCGAUAUAAAGUUAAUUACAUUUUUUCAUGUUUUGUGCCCUUUUUGUUAAAGAAAACCUUGUUUUUUUUUAAUGGCAAAAACACAAAAUAUGCAACAUUUUCCACCGAAAAAUAAUUCAAAGUUGAAUAUUUGAUGUGAAGUAAUUGGAGUCUUUCAUAACAACAGUCAUUUUGAUUCAUUAUUAUUUUUUGAGCAAUGACAGUUAAAAAAAAACAAAAAAAAACAC
Nerophis lumbriciformis (worm pipefish) is the source of this 2871-nucleotide messenger RNA. RefSeq names its product serine/threonine kinase 16 (gene stk16). Gene Ontology annotation, cellular component: Golgi apparatus; cytoplasm. Gene Ontology annotation, biological process: protein phosphorylation. Lineage: Eukaryota; Metazoa; Chordata; Actinopteri; Syngnathiformes; Syngnathidae. The record is from RefSeq and is a predicted model, not a curated record. Gene Ontology annotation, molecular function: protein serine/threonine kinase activity; ATP binding.